AUUUUCAUCUGUGACGACGCAUCCAUCGUAAGUCUAAUAUCAAUGGACAAUGGUACACGGACGAAAAGAACACAUGCAUUAUGGUCCCGGCUCGCGGCUGCAUCAGCAGAUCCAUUUGGUUGGUCAUCGAUCGCAUUCGUUGUACAAGUAUAUUAUACCUACACGUGUGUACUAUACAAUAAUUGUAUGAUCGUCUUUUACUAUUAUGUCUGUAAAAAAUAUCGCGGUCGUCGCGUUUCUAAUGUCGUCUGCGGCCAUUGUGACGCUGUCAAAGCUGAGCUCGCGAGACGGCGACGACUCGAAUAAGAUAUUUUACGCUAUCGCUGACGACGACAAUAAUAUUAGGAUUCGACACACAGAAGAUGGCAGAUUCGUCGGUAAAGCUAGUUACACUCGGAGUAUUAACGUUACUGGUUGGGAUUACUUAGAAAUACUUACAUCCAUUAAAGUAGAUGACGCAACCCAAGCCUAUGCUGCUGGUUUGUUGGAAGGAUUCGUCACUGCCGAAUUAAUAAACACGUAUUGGCAUAAUAUUUUUCAAAAUUUUUGUGACGACCGAGCAGACUUAUGCGUAAAACUGGGAGAGUAUUUGCAGACAAAUAAAAAUUGGGUCAUGUCCCAGGUGACGGAGAAAAACGGAUCGGACGCGUAUUGGCAUCAGGUUGGACUCAUGUACAAACAACUCGACGGGUUAUACGAUGGAUAUAAAUUGAAUACAAAAGAAGGAAUGCAGUCUUUGACAUGGGAACAUUUUUUUUGGAUGAACGUUCAAGAAGAUUUAUUUAAUUUAUGCGACGCCUUUAAUUCUUCGCACCCUCGUAAAAAACCAUUUGGUGCUGGAUCGUGUUCAGUUCUUAUAAAAUUACUACCUGAAUCCAAAGAAUUGUUCUUCUCUCACGUGACCGGGAAUCGGUACGAAACAAUGUUGAGGAUACAAAAGCGAUAUCGUCUUAAUUACAAGGAAAGUAAAUCGUCGUACCAAUUAGUGUUAGGACACGACAUAACAUUCAGUUCGUAUCCUGGUUUUCUAUAUUCGAUGGACGAUUUUUACUUGAUUUCUUCAGGCUUAGCAGUCACCGAAACCACUAUUUCAGUUUACAAUCCACAGCUAUGGAGCAAUGUUCAGCCAGUUGGGCAGGUGAUGGUCUUCAUUCGGGCGAUGGUAGCUAACCGGCUAGCGUCCGACGGAUUGGCCUGGACGAAAUUGUUCAAGCAACAUAACAGUGGCACGUACAACAACCAAUGGCUGGUGAUCAAUUACUCUUUGUUUCGACCCGGUCGCAAACUGCCCAGAAGAGGGUUGCUCUACGUGCUGGAGCAAAUACCCGGACUGGUCGAGACGCGUGACGUGACCGAAUCGUUUCAGAAACAGACGUACUGGGCAAGCUACAACGUGCCAUUCUUAAAGGCAAUCUCCGAGGCCAGUGGUCAAGACGAUAUGGUUAAGCGUUAUGGAAAUUGGUUUUCAUACCGAGACACUCCCAGGGCUCGCAUAUUUGCCAGGGACCACGUCGGUGUGACGGACAUGCCAAGUAUGCUGCGCCUGAUGCGCUCCAACGAUUUCAGAAAUGAUCCAGAGUCUAGGUGCGAAUUUUGUGCUCCCCCGUAUUCGGCUGAAAACGCCAUUUCGUCCAGGAAUGAUUUGAAUGACAAAGACGGAGUGUACCCGAUUGAAGCACUUGGCUAUUCUAACCAGGGUGCUAUAGACGCCAAAGUAACGAGUUACAUAACCUUCAAGAGGCUAAAAUUUUUGGCCAUCUCCGGGCCGACUUGGGGCACUGGAGGACGUCUUGGUGGGUUCUGUUGGAGCAAAUCACGCGCGGCCAACGUCAGUCACGUCGGACUACCUGACUGUUGGAAUUUCACACCUAAAUUACAUAAGUGGCAGUGGCAAAACUAGAUCUUAAAUCUUGGGGUAAAGCAUAACUCAGGUUAGAUAAUUAGGUAAGAUUAUGCGGUAAACUACAAAUUCGUACAAUCAAAUCACGAUGAAAAGUAGUUUCAAACUAUGAAUGAAUAAUUUAAUUUUUAAGAAAAAUAUGUUUUAUGGGGCAGGGAGAUAAGCCUUAUCAGAGUUAUAACCCUAAUUCACUUUUACUCGAUAGGUCAUUUAAUACGACUUCAUAAUUUAGCUGUUUGUAAUGCGUAGUUAAAUAUUCAAUACCUAUUUAUGUAAAAGUGUACCUUAGAAAUAUUGACAAUUAAGAGGUAUUUUUAAAUCAGAGAGCUAACAGAUGAAACAGAUCUACCAUAUAAGAAAUACAUAUAAUCGAAAACAAUUAUAUUUUAUUUAAAUAAUUUUAAAUUUUAAAAAUAGUAAUAUAGUAAUAAUAAUAAGUACCUACCAGAAUUAUAUAAUAAGGAUUUCAUUAAAAAUAUAUAUAUUUAUAUAUCAUCAUAUUUAUAGAAAGUGAAUUUAUUAGUUAUAAACUUAUAACUACGGCUAGGAUUUCUAUGCAUUUACAUGCUUUUUUCCUUAAGUCCAAAUUGAUUGCUUGUCAGAAUGGAACAAAGGAACGUCUAUAAUUAUUGGUUUAUUUAUCGAAUUAUCUUAAAUAUACUACCUAUCAAGCUAAAAUGGACGUAAUACUAAAGAAGAAUAAGGGAUUCAAAACAUUUCUCAAAAUGUGUAACAUUAUAAACGGCGAAUAUAAAA
Molecule: messenger RNA, 2656 nt
Organism: Rhopalosiphum padi (bird cherry-oat aphid)
Lineage: Eukaryota; Metazoa; Arthropoda; Insecta; Hemiptera; Aphididae
Product: putative phospholipase B-like 2
Exons: 9
Coding region: 206-1900 (564 amino acids)
Biological process (GO): phospholipid catabolic process
Cellular component (GO): extracellular region
Molecular function (GO): glycerophospholipase activity
Source: RefSeq, a predicted model, not a curated record